This is a messenger RNA of Aspergillus melleus, 570 nucleotides long. RefSeq lists its product as uncharacterized. The record is from RefSeq and is a predicted model, not a curated record. Bases 1 to 570 code for a protein of 189 amino acids. The transcript has 2 exons. Lineage: Eukaryota; Fungi; Ascomycota; Eurotiomycetes; Eurotiales; Aspergillaceae. Gene Ontology annotation, cellular component: membrane. Gene Ontology annotation, molecular function: transmembrane transporter activity.
AUGGACAACAAGCAGGAUCUCAGCCCGUCGCACUCGCAUCAUGAGGAAGUGCUGUACAAGCCCGACUGCCAUGAGGUAGCCAAUGCGGCAAUGCCAGACAUUCUGAGAGUGCUCACCCCGGAAGAGUAUAAGAAGACGGGCUUCAGAGCGACAUUGAAGAUGGACGUUAUGAUAUUCCCAUGUCUGAUGCUCAUGUACAUCCUCAACUACCUCGAUCGUAACAACAUCGGUGCCGCUAAACACGCAAAUAUAACCGAGGACCUUCACCUCUCAUCCACAGAGUAUCAAAGUUGCAUUUCGGUCUUGUUUGCUGGAUAUACGGUGUAUAUAUGCGCUGCAAUGGGCAUUUGGGGCGUGAUCUCAGCUUGCCAGGCGGCUGUGCAUAACUUCGCUGGCUUGAUGGUCGCUCGGUUUCUAAUCGGAUUCGUCGAGGCCGUAUUCUUCCCGGGUGCCCUGUAUUAUCUGUCCGUGUUCUAUAACAAUAUGCCUUUCGGGCAGCGCUGUUCUACUCGGGCUCGCAGCUGGGUAAUGCCAUUGGGGGCUUAUUCGCAAUCGGCAUUCUCCAGUUAG